This is a messenger RNA of Pogona vitticeps (central bearded dragon), 7090 nucleotides long. The record is from RefSeq and is a predicted model, not a curated record. NCBI's taxonomy places the organism in Eukaryota, Metazoa, Chordata, Lepidosauria, Squamata, Agamidae.
GUGCGCUGGAACAGUGGAAAGCUUAUGUGAUUUCCCUUAUGCUACGAACAGGAUGCUGGCCUUUGUGUUAAAUCUUUCAAGCAUGGCAGAAACUGUAUGCCAAAUCCAACGCCUGCCUUCAAAUUCUGGCUGACUAGCUGCAGCAGAGCAUGGAGUGAACAACUGGAGAUUACAUUGAUGGAUGACCAACAAGAUAAGGAUUGUGCCUCAGAAGACCAAGAAGCAAUCCUGAUUAAUGGGGUGAAAGAGGAUGACUCACAUGACCUGGAUGGCGACGAGAAGCCCUUGCGUGCUGCAGACGCGGCAGUUCCCUUCCCGGCCCUGACGGUGACGGUUCAGAAAGAAAGCCAAGGCUGCCACCGAGCCCAGCCGGCCCUGACUUCAAAGAAACCCUGUUGGCUGAGCCCUCCCUCCCCUCUGAGACUGGCCGAUGUGCCUGAUCACAUUUCCGAUGACUCCUCCUCUGUCCACGCCAUUUCCCUGACAUCGUGUGUCACAAAGGGCAUGAGCACCUGGUCUCUGCCGGGCGACUGUGAGAAGGCUCCGUUCACCAUGAUGGAGCCCGGGAGCAUUUCAGCACUCACCGGUGACUGCUUGAUGCAGCCAAGCCGGACCUGCCUGGGCUGCUUUAUUGAAUCAAAGGACGGCAUAGAUGCAGAACCGGGAAUAAGCCUGAAAGUAGGUGAUAUAAAUAGGGAUUAUGACACCUGUUCCGUCUCUGAUAUAGGGAUUCAUUGCAUGAGCACAGGAGAAAGCAUGAGAUAUGGAGAUCAACUGCUUUCAGACCAGCUUUUAAGCUUCCCGAUGCAUAAAUCAAGAGCAGCAGACAAAAGAGAUGCUGAGAAAUCUGACAGUGAUUCAGAGGACCCCACUCAGAAAAAUUAUUAUGAGGGAUUACUGUUAGACAAGUGCAAUGGGGAGGAACCUUUAUUAACAAAUCCCAACCAGGAGUGGGGAUAUUUUGAAUCUUUCAUUAGUGAAAGUAAAAUUGAGCUGCUGGACCUUUGCUCCAAAAACGAGCUUUCUGUAAAUCUGUUUUCUGAGGAAGAUGUGGAUAAUUACAUGUUUGACGAUGAUGAUUCAACCUUGGGAAGUGACGUCUGCUCCUUAAAGAUCCGAUACGAAUCCUUCCAGGACAACGUGAGGGAGAAGACUGGGGCUCUAGCGCAAGAGGAUGCCCAGUUUAACUUCUUCCCGAGUGUGUUCAGCGGAUGCCCGAAGCGAGAAGGCAGAACAGCCUUGAAAAGGGGGCCGCGAGGGGCUGGAGAUGCCUCCCAAUUCAAAUCUGAAGACAGCAUCAUUUGGGGGGAAGAAGAGGGAGACGGAGAGCGGGGAGAAGAGGAGGAGGAGGAAGAGGAGGAAGAGGAGGAGGUGGUGGAGGGUGAGAAAGUGGCCUUAAACAGAUCUUGCACCAGUACUGAAGUGCUACAGUACAUUGGUCCCAAAAGAAACCACUUCUUGGAAAUCGUGAAUUCCACGGAGGACUCUGGGGAAUUCAGUGAUGACAGCACCUGCACUGAAUCUUCAUUUGAUGUGCUCCAGGAUCUUAAGGAUUGCAACAAGUACCUGCCCAGAGACCACUCUAGCUCUUUCAUUCAACAAAACUACGGCCUGCGAGCAAAGAGGAAAGUGCGAUACAGUGAUGACUACCUGUAUGACGUGGAUUCCAUCGAGAGUGAGAAGAUUGUGGAUAAGAAGGAGUGGAUUCCAGAUGGACCCAAGGAGGAGGAUGACGACGAGUGGUGUCCAAAGAAGAGGCGAAAAGUUUCUCGCAAGGAACCCCCAGUCAUCAUCAAAUAUAUCAUCAUCAACCGGUUCAAAGGGGAGAAGCACAUGCUAGUUAAGCUCAGCAAAGUGGAUGCCAGUGAGACGACAGUUACCUUGAGUGAGGAACUCUUGAGCAAAUAUGCCAAGCUGGCCCCGUUGAAGGCGUUCUGGCAGGAGAGGUGGCAGAGCCGCCUCAGCUUCCUCAAAUCAGCGCUCUAUCGCAAGCAAAGCUUCUAUCUCAAUGGCUCUGAGGUCUCCUUCCUGCCUCACCCACGGAAACGAAAGUGUAAACUAGCAAACAGGCACCGGAUCCAGAGGAUCAAGGCCAUCGAGCAACCUGUGGGCAAGCCAGGCUCUUGCUCUUCAGAUCCGAAGCAGAUUUGCCGUAGGAUUGGAGAUGAGGUAGGAAGCUUGAAAGGGAUGCAGGCCUUAGCCCUCACGACCCCUAGCUGUGCAAACGGUCUGCAUUUGAGUGACAUUGCCAGCCUCGUAUCACCGAAAUGCAAAUUGCAAGACAGGGGAUUUAAGGGCCCCGAGAGGAAGGUCUUGCGCAGAAUUAAGUUCAAAAGUGAAGCCAGGUUGAAAUGCAAACGCAUGAAAGCUGCUGCUGCCGCCGCUGCUGCCACCCCCCAUCUUGCAGAAGCCUCCCUGGCCUUGGAGAACCAGGAGACUGCAACAAGUUUAAAGGACGAAAGUGUUCCUUGUGCUGCAGACGGCUCUCGCCUUUCCGAGUGCCAGGAGGAUAAGGUUGCUAAAAAUUCCUCAUCGUUUCUACCCACCGCCACCUGCUCUUCAGACAAGCCUCCGCCAUCUGCCAAUCUUGCUGCUAAUGUGCCCCUCAUCCCUGGGGGGUAUUUGCAGACAUUGUUAGAUGCCUCUGAUUUGUCGAGCAGCACUGGCAUCGCCUACUUCAGUCCUCAACCCCCUGAGCAGCAGCAGCAGCAACAGGACCCACUCCCCAGCCUCGUACAGGCAGACAAAUCCUUCUGUCCUCUGCAGCCGGCUCAGAGCUGCAUCCUGUCCCCACCUUCUGAAUCAGAGCUGCAGCAGUCCCCGAGCCGUUUGGAAAUUGAGCCGGGCAGCUUCGGAGGCAUGUGGCCAGCUAGCAAAGGAGGAGGUAGCAACAGCCAGGAAUUUGCAAGUGAGUUGCAAGAGGCUUCGGUGAUGUCGGCGGCAGAGUUUGGUGGCUGCACAGGUACCGAGAACACCCCAGCCUCUGGAUACAAUCAAGUUAGUCUGAGUAGCAGCAAAUUACUAUACCAAAAAAAAUACAUGCCAGAUAACCAGCAACUACCAUCUGAUGACUCUUACCAGUCCUGUAAUUUUAGUAACAGAGAGGGGCAUUUUCAUUUCCAGAGAGCUACGCUCAGUACGGACGAUGGGAGACUCGUUAGUUUUGAUUCCGUGGGCUCUUUGUCGGUAAGUUCUAGCAAUUACAGCUCCCUGAGUUUAAAGUCCUGUGAAAAGGAUGGGGAUGAUGACAUUGCCGAUGAUUUCUUGGCCCAUUGUAGCCCCAAACUUGUGAUUCAGCAAAGCAUAGAUGAAAUUACGCCUUUGAAGGAGUCAACCGAUCUUUUAGAUAUUUCCAACUUCACACCUGAUAAGUUCCGCCAGUCCUCCCUGUCUGAAAUGUCUCCUCCAGACACCCCUAACCUUUCCCCGCAGAUAGCUGGCUCAGAAAGCAAACCGCUAGGAAACAUGAAAUGUUUUCCCGAUAAUUCUCAAGCUGUGCUAAGCAAUCCAGAGAAGGUCAAGUGGGGCUGUGGGGUUCUCCAGGCCCAAGACCAGGCAGAUAAUGGAUUCACUUUAAAUAAUCACCAGUUUCAGUUCCAUAUGUUCAACGAUGAGGAUUCUGUCAGCCUCCUUGAAAAAAGCCCAUGCCUGUCAACAUUUAAUGAGCCAUCUGGCCAAAUUAGCACCAAUAGCAAAGUGUCAAAAUCAAAGAGGAAAAGUUCGUCUAGUAAAAACGUGGGUACAAACCAAAGCCUUCCCCAGAAAAAUGUUCGGAAAAAAUCGCCCAAAGCCAACAAAGGGACUGAAAAGCCUCCAGGCAAGAAUUCUAGGCAAGUGCCCAAAUCAACAAGGAAGGGGAAAAAUGCAGGUGGCAUUAAUGGGGAAAAGACUCCGAGUGUUGGGGGCAGAGUGGCACCCCCCUUAAGCAAUUUAGCCUCAGCAACAAAAGUGUUGGCAGAAUCCAUUCGGCACGGCAGCCCCACCUCCAUGCGGGUAGGGAAACAUAACGGACUGCCCGGGGAUUGGUCCCUGGGAAAAGACAGUGGCGGAGGCUGGUCGGAGACUGGCAUCGGACAUGCCAGCAGCCUCCUUGAUGAUGAUCAAAGGGAAUUUGAGGAGCCGUCCAAUAUUUUAUCAAACAUUGCAUCUGGAAUGGCAGAUGUUCAGAGAUUCAUGAUGGCCUCCAUCGAACCUCUGUGGGGCCCUAUUGGUCACAACAAUGUCUCUGAUCUCUUCCGGUCCCCGGAGUCAAACAGCCUGAAAUUGAAAACUCUUAAGAUUCUGGCAGGAACAUCCCAGGAAUCCAAGAAAAAGGUGAACGCCAAUUCUCCGGGAACAGGGAAAAGUCACAAACCGGGAAGCAAAAACCUGAGCAAAACCAGCAGCCGAGCCACCUCGUGCGACCCUGGAGGACGCCCCAAUUGUUCGACUGGGUAUUCCACAGACAUUCACUCUCCCUUUUUUGAUAAAAGCUAUAGUAACCUGAGCACUUUAGCCAAAAACGAGCCUACUCAUAAAAAGCUGUAUCGGCAUAAAUCCACUUCUAAGUCACUGAGGGAUGAGAACUGUAAAGUGAAGCGAGCAGAACGUGAGCAGCCCCAUAAAGACCCAUCUGUGACAGCUUCAUUUGAGAAACUGAGGGAAACAGACUUCAUUCUUCUUAAAGCAGAAACAGCAUUUUUGGUUUUACCUGUAUUUGAAGAAGAGACACCUUUUUCUAGAAAGACAUUUGAUGCUUGUUUGGGUUGUUUUUCUUUUCUUUUUAAAAAAUCUUUGUUUAUGCCCCCCUCUUUUACUUGCUCAAAAAGAAAAAAAAUAACAAUGCCUUGUAAUAUGUUGAAGUGUUAAGUGCUGAAAUCAAAAGUUUGAAAUUGUGGGACUUUUAUUCUUUGGAAGCAAAACUAACAUGGUAUUCCCUGUGUUUCAAAAGUCGUACUGUUGUACAGUUGUUGAUGCACUAUUGUCUACAACAACCACACAAAUUGUGCCAAACUCUGAACAAGUGUUGUACUGUACAUAUUUUUACAUCUCUUAUCAGCAAUGGGUUGUGAGUGUUUUCUGGAGCUAUUUUUUGCCUUUUGGUUUACUAAAAACAUUCCAGGGAUGUAAUUAGUCACCCCAUUGGAAAUCACCACUAUGAAAAUGAUGUUGAUCACAUACUACAAAUGUACCAAAAGUUUUAUGGACAAGACUACAUAUGCGUGCCAAAUUGACUUACCUCAUUUAAUACAUUUUGCCCCUGUGGCUCAAAAGGAGGCUGGGUCAGGAGGGUGGGAGAACUGUGAUGUGGAAAUUUGGAAAAUGUUGGUGCCCUCUGGAAAGUAUUGAUCAAAUAUUUUUUAAAAAAUCAGCCUAGGAUUGCUGUUCUGCUGAAAGACUGAGAAUAUUUAACAGUGUCACUCAAGGUAAGUUUACUGGAAACUCAAGCAAUUAAAAAAACACAUCUGUUUUCUACCACCUGUUUUAUUUAAAGCAAAAACUCUAACUGGAGAUAAUUUCAAGAGAACAGUUGUAUUGUUGAUACUUUGUAUCAGUUUUCUAUAUUUUAUAAUGCAGCAUGGGAUAAAUUCUAAAAUUAGUGAGAAAAAAUCAGAACUAACCCAUUUCAUAUACACUGUAUUGGAAUUUCAUUUUUAAGUGGUUUUGCCACCAUUUUAAAAGCUUCUCCUGGCAGGAAAGACCAUUGAUCCAAGCUUUGGGGUUUUCUAAUGUUUUAACCUCUGGUGUCAAUAUUGUUUGAAGGCUUGUAAAACAAAACAAAACCCACAGGUUUUUAUUCUAACUAUGAAUUUAUAGGUCGACUCUGCAUCCUUCGACAGGGAGUGGAACGCCUGCUAUUCUCAUCGAUUGGGGGCCAGAAAAAUUGCUAGUAACAAUAAUAAUAAUGUGCUUUUCCAAGGAAUUAAUCAGUGUUGGCUGCUUAAUGAAGGCCUUAUUUCACUCCUUACAAGGGGAAAGGGGGAGGAAAAAAAGGAUAUUGCUUUUAAUUUUUUCUGUCUACCUGAGCCUGUGCAUUUUGCUGCUUAUUUAUUGUAAAAACUUGACAAUGCAAGAGGCCUGCCAGCUUGGGAAGCCUUUGAGAAUCCAAGGCAGAGAGAUAUUGUUAGGACUUCAUGCGCUAGGAAACUGUAACAUGGAUGUGACUGGAGAACAGUUUGUUGAAAGAACACAAAGCAUUCCAGGGACGGGGGACUAGCGUGACCAAAUCCUCUUUCAUUGCUUUCCCUGGGAUGUAAUCUGACUUCUCUUCUGGAUUGUGCUCUUUGGGCUCCUGUAUGUGUGCAUGAUGGGUAUGGUUCCUUUUUCAAGCAGAAAUAUCUUCUCUCCUUAGCUUGGGGGGAUGGCCCAAGCCCUCCUGCCACCUGAGGUGGGAGGAGCAGUUCAGUUCACAGCUGCCUCACUGAGCCUAACAUUAAUCUCUCCCCCCCCCCCAUUCAUGUAGACACAGAGCUCAACAGGGAUGCUUCAGAAGCCUUUGUGUUGAGCAAGUGAAAGCAACUAUUUUUCCACAGGAAAGAGCGCUCUGAGAAGUCAAAACGACAGAGGUUGCCUUGCUGAGAGCCUUUUUUCUUUCAAUCAGAGAUUAAGAUGCUAAUACUUGAAACUCAAGGCUGUUGGGCCAUGAACUGAAAGCAAUACACUUUCCGAAUCUAAACCAUGAGGGUGAAGGGCUUGGCUGGCCUUUGGCUGCUCCUUGCUGGAUUUCCAGGCACUUUGGUGGAUCGUUACCUUACAGGAAUAGUGGGGAGGGAAAAUGUCAUGCCCGGAUGAGCCAGGGUAGACUUGCAGGUUAGACGGGCAAGAGGAGCAUCCAGGUGCUGCCCGUAAUGAUUCUGGCUGCUGGCCUGAAUUCCACUAAGCUGUGAAUGCAGGUUGAAGUCAAAGAAGAGCCUUCUUUUUACGGGGGUGGGAGAAGGAAGAGCCCCCCUAGCCAGCUUCUCAAGCAGCAAGAGGACUGUCCAAUGAGUCCUUCUGUCACUACCCCCCCAUGUCAUGUGCUGUGGGACCCCAGAGCUCUCCACUUCUUCAGCAGAGGCAUCAUUAGAACCAAGCAGGAAGAGGGGUCAAUAUUGCAAGCCAUAAGGUUCUG